Messenger RNA from Salmo salar (Atlantic salmon), 3214 nucleotides. Its product is annotated as ras-related protein Rab-9A. Gene Ontology annotation, biological process: Rab protein signal transduction; retrograde transport, endosome to Golgi. Gene Ontology annotation, cellular component: lysosome; late endosome; phagocytic vesicle. The record is from RefSeq and is a predicted model, not a curated record. Gene Ontology annotation, molecular function: GTP binding; GTPase activity. Lineage: Eukaryota; Metazoa; Chordata; Actinopteri; Salmoniformes; Salmonidae.
UUCACAUUUAAUGUAAAUUAUAUUUGUUUACCAGUUAGCCUAGCCAGCUACAUGAAGCCAGCUGAUGUUUAGGCUUCGCGCAUGAUCUCACAGACUACGUGGUUCAUUGCAAGCGAGCAGUUCGGGACAACUGGGAACUGAAAAAAAACGAGGUCAAAUCAGUCAGUGAUCUUCAGGUCGGAAUGUCGGAGCUCUAAGAAAGAUGCCCACAUUUCCGAAUUGUAAUUCCGAGUUGGAUGACAGUUCAAACGAUUUUUUUCUCCAGUCAGAGCUCGUUUUUUUCAGUUGUCUUGAACGCAUUGAAGUCAACGAUGUCCGAGAUCCCAGUUGUUUUGAACGCGUAUAUCCACCAGCAGUCUUUAUUCCUAGUGUUUGUGUGUUAUUUAGGCCGUGGGAGUCCGUUAUACUUACUCCAUAUGACAGUCUUGUUGUGUACUUGCUAAUCAGCCUACUACCAAAGCAAGUUUGUUUCCAAUAUUAUCCCGUCACAGAGCUAUAGCCUACGUCUAUUUUCAGAAUAUCCUCGCGAUGGAUAUGUGUUCACUUUUAUCUAAGUGUGUCAUCAAACAAACAAAGCACAAACAUUCCAAGCUUCUGCGCGUGUUCUAUCCAACCAAGUUCUCUGUUGGCUGGUGAUGGAUGUAAUGCUGGGGAUAGGACCAGAUUGUCUUGUUCUACAAAUCACUGGUGCUCAAUUAGGCUAUGGUUUGCCCUGAUACAUAACGCAGCACUGCUUCCCAGACCAUCCCCCCCAGCCAGCUAUCCCACCAACCCUUCAGCCCAGGCCCAGCCAUGACAGCCAAGUCGUCCCUGCUCAAGGUGAUCCUCCUUGGGGACGGAGGCGUGGGCAAGUCCUCCCUCAUGAACCGCUACGUCACCAACAAGUUUGACACGCAUCUCUUCCACACCAUUGGCGUGGAGUUCCUAAACAAGGAGCUGGAGGUGGACGGGCGCACCGUGACGCUCCAAAUCUGGGACACGGCGGGCCAGGAGCGCUUCCGCUCGCUCCGGACACCUUUCUACCGUGGCUCCGACUGUUGUCUCCUAACCUUCAGCGUGGAUGACAACCAGAGCUUCCACAAUCUCAACAACUGGAAGAAGGAGUUUGCCUACUACGCUGAUGUCAAGGAACCUGAGAAGUUCCCUUUCGUGGUCCUGGGUAAUAAGUUGGAUGUGCCAGAGAGGCAGGUUUCGGGUGAGGACGCCCGCCAGUGGUGCCGCGACAACGGCGGCCACCCGUACUUUGAGACGAGCGCCAAGGACUCGACCAACGUGGCGGCAGCGUUUGAGGAAGCGGUGAGGAGGGUGCUAGCGCAGGAGGAAAGGGGGGAGCACCUCAUCCCGACGGACACAGUGGACCUGCACAGGAAGCCGCGCUCUGGUGCCUCCUGCUGCUGAGAUGUAGGGUUGAUUACCUUUAUUUGACUCUUAAAGGCCCAAUGCAGCUGUUUAUCUCAAUUUAAAAUGGGCAAAAAUAGCUUUUUAGCCAAAAACUAUUUCUCAAGCAAGAAUUCUGCGAAGACUGGGAAAACUAGCUGUUUAUUGGAAGAGAGGUUUGGAACAGUUUUUGUUAUUGGUCUAUUGACCAAUCUACCGAACAGUGAUGUCAUCAUUGAAAGCUGAAACUCCCGUCCAUGCAAACCUGCUGAUUAUAAUGUCCUGUGUAGAUUGUAUUUUCAACCACCAAAUAUCAGGAAAAAAACUGAUCACAUUUUUUCACAGUUUUACAGUGUUAGUUUCAUCAGCUGUUUAUACAAUAUGGUAUGAAAUACACGAAAAUGUGAAUUUUGACUGCACUGGGCCUUCAAAGAGACAGUAGGGGCAUAUUUGAACUUCUGCUGCCCAACUCUGGCCGUAACUUGAGUACUGAUGAUACCAACGGCCAUUUGGUUCAAGUUCUCCUUUUUAACUGUGGUUAAUGCUUUCGUUCUGCUCUGUGCUCCUCCCUUGGUUUACCCGACUGCUUGUGCAUGCGGACACACAGCCUGUUCAUAGCAUUAUACACACCCAUCCCACUUAGGCUAUAUAAGUUUUAUCAUACACAGGAGUGCUCAUAGUUGGGCCUGCUAUUUUACAUUCCUUUGCGCUGGCGUGUGUGUUUUAUCAGUGACUACUACGAACAAGAGAUUACUUUGUUCUGCGCUUGUCCUCCAGUAAUCAAGUAAUGACUAAAUAUUUACAUUUUAGUCAUAGCAGACACCCUUAUCCAGAGCAACUUACAGUAGUGAGUGCUUACAUUUUAUGUACUUUUUCGUACUGGUCCCCCGUACUGGUCCCCCGUUGCAAGCGCCCUGCUCUACCAAUUGAGCCACAUGGGAAAUACUACAUUGUCAUCCCAUCUAUUAAAUGGGCUGAAUGUGCCAAAUGUAUAUUAAUUUUGUUGAUUGUUUAAAAUAAUCGUAUUUUGUAUUAACAUUAGUAGUCAGUACACAGACUGACUGAACUGCAGUAUGUGUUGGAGGGGAAACCAGAUGGUUCUGUCCAGUCUACAUCAUUGUACAAAUGGAAACAAAAUUCCAGUCAAACCUGUUUCUCUGAUUAUUCUCACUUGAUGGGCUGAUUUUAGAUUUUAAACCCACUCAACCCAGCCAUGCAAAUUUUGGCUGUGUGAUUUCGAAGCCGUUCAUUGGCUUUAUCGCAUGCUCUAUAGAGACCAACGUUGAAUGGACUCCCAUCAACAUCCAUAAGUAUGUCCAGCAUUCAUAAUGACCGUAAGAGCUUUAUGUUUAAUCUCAUCCAAUUUCCAGAUAAACCGUCAAAAGCCUUUUUAUAGCCAUGUUAAUGUGUGUUCGUUAGGAAUGUCAGGGCACUGAAGCAUGUAGAUUGGUCUUUUAGCUACAAAAACAUUAGCUUUAAUUUAUUUAAAUGUAUUUACAGUCACUCACUACGCGAACUGGUGCACCCGAAGCCUCAGGACGUAAGUGCAUUAGCUAGCCAAACUGUUCUCGGAGAGUUUGGAAAUGAAUGGCUUUUUAAUGUUAUGCUACCUGGACUAACCAUUUAGGAAUGGAGCAGCAAAUCCAGGGCCAUUGCGCCAUAAUUUGUUAUUAUAGGCUGAUUUGGGCCAUCAUGAGUUCUGUGUACUAUAUCCCCAAGGAAACCAGUCGUAAAUGCAUACCAGUUGUUUCUAUGUUUUGCUGUAAAAUGAGACCAACCAUGACACACUAAAAACUGUAGGCCUAUUGUACUUUUGUUCUUAUGUAAAAAAAAAAUA